Messenger RNA from Ostrea edulis (European flat oyster), 1096 nucleotides. Its product is annotated as DNA damage-regulated autophagy modulator protein 2-like. The transcript is spliced from 9 exons. Lineage: Eukaryota; Metazoa; Mollusca; Bivalvia; Ostreida; Ostreidae. The record is from RefSeq and is a predicted model, not a curated record. The coding region runs from base 57 to 1001 and encodes 314 amino acids.
GUCAGUAGUGUUCAGCGGGCAUUGCGACAAGGGAAGCGACGAAGACACACCAUAUAAUGGAAGGAGAUAGAAAACGCCACAGUUCCAGGGUUGCUCCUUAUUCACAAAGAUCAGAGUCUAAAGGUAAUACAAUGGACUGCCUGGACAUCGGCCCCAGACCUCCGGAUUGCCUGGACAUUACAACAGGGACCAGACCCCCGGGCUGCCUGGACUGUUUGCGGACAAGACUGCACUUACUUCCUAUUAUCACCUUUACAUGGCUAGGGAUUACAGUGUGUUUAUCAUAUACGUUGGCUGCCAUUAAGAACGACACAGAGGCUGAUUUUCCUUAUAUCAGUAAAACAGCAAACGAUGAUCCCCAGCGAGCCAUAUUUGCACAGAUGGUUACCAUUGGAUCAGUGCUAUAUGGUAUGUGUAGCACGAUGAGGUACCUCUCCAUCAAGGCUGACCUCCUAUCGUGUUCUGUCUCCCGCGGAUACCACAGACUGAACAUUGCUUGUCUCUGUGUAGGUCUUCUCGUCUGCUUAGGAAACAGUUUGUUGGGAAACUUUCCGACGGACGGCUACAACAGUUAUUUCAAAGGUCCUCACUAUGUGGGCGCCGCCAUGGCUUUUAUUGGUGGAGUUGUCUAUGGUUGGAUACAAACGAGGUUGUCAUGGGUACUGGACCGUAAACAAAGAUGGACGGGUAGAGUGCAGUUGCUGCUGAUCAUCUGGACCACAGUAGCGCUCCUUACGUUUGGGAUAUCAAAAACAGUGUAUGAAUUGCAGAAAUCCAAAGGUUAUGGGACAAAAGAGAAUGAAUUGCGUGACGUGUAUUUGGCAUCAACGAUAACGGAGUGGAUCCUGGCCUUCAGCAUCGCUGGCUUUCCUUUGACCUUCAUCAGGGAUUUCAAGGCAUCCAUUCUGAGAAGUCCCAAAAUCUCAAGACGUGACUAUACAGAACAGGUUGAAUAUGGAAUUGAUUAUGGUCGUAUAAAAGAAGACAAAGGUGUCCACUAAACAACAUUUAUUCUUCACUGAACAUGAAAAUCGUAUACAUGAUUUAGUUAGUUUCUUAAUCAUCUCGGUGUAUUGGGAUACCUAGUCUACAGUAA